Mus pahari (shrew mouse) is the source of this 1696-nucleotide messenger RNA. RefSeq names its product thymocyte expressed, positive selection associated 1 (gene Tespa1). Gene Ontology annotation, molecular function: signaling receptor binding. The transcript is spliced from 9 exons. The record is from RefSeq and is a predicted model, not a curated record. Bases 163 to 1545 code for a protein of 460 amino acids. NCBI's taxonomy places the organism in Eukaryota, Metazoa, Chordata, Mammalia, Rodentia, Muridae.
GUUGAAUGAGAACAGAAAGAAAGUCAUAGUCUGCGAUAUGAAACUAUCACACAGUCCUCAUCUCUAGCACCACUCCUGAGAAAGAGUCAACCCUGUUUUGAGAACUUUCUUACCUCUGGAGGGCAUCAGUUUGGUAAGAAGGCCUGAAAGUGGGCUCAAACAAUGGAGGCAUCAGUGCUGAGCCCCACAUCCUGGGAGAAACGAAGGGCCUGGCUUCAACAGAGUCGUAACUGGCAAACCCAGGUCCUGGAAGAGGAAGCAGCAGCUGCUCUGCAGGAUGCACUGGAUCCCGAGCCUUCCAGCCUGGAUGAUGUUUUCCAGGAAGGAAAUCCAAUCAAUAAGAUUGAGGACUGGCUGCAGGGCUGUGGUUGUAGAGACACUGAAGAGGGACUUUCUGAAGAAACAGGGCAAUCUAACUACAGUGGGUACUCUAGCCAUGGGACAAGCUUUGAAGAUGACUUGAGUCUUGGAGCAGAGGCUACAUUACUGUCUACCAAUGGAAACCUCUUCUCUAGGAAUUUCCUCCAGACACCCAGACUUUGCCAGUUACUUGAUCUUGGCUCUAGUUUGGCUUCCAGCAGCAUGACUGGUGGAACUAACAAAACCAGUUCAAGCAUCUCAGAGAUUUUGGACCAGGUACAAGAAGAUGCAGAAGAUAUUCUUUUCAGCCUUGGCUUCGGCCAUGAGAACCACAAAGACACAUCUCGUAUCCCUGCAAGGUUUUUCAGCAACCCUUCUCAGGCCAAGGGCAUUAACUUUCAGCUCUUCCUGAAGUCUCAGGUGCAAAGGAUGGAGAUGGAGGAUCCCUGCCUGAUGCUGGCCAGCCGUUUUAAGCAGGUGCAGACGCUGGCUGUCACUGCGGAUGCUUUCUUCUGUCUCUACUCCUAUGUGUCUAAGACACCUGUCCAAAAGUUCACACCAUCCAACAUGUUCUGGAAUUUCGACCCAACUGAUGUUCCAUCCAUCAGGAUUCUGGCUCCAGGGCCUGAACCCUACUCACCCAGAGAACGUCUCCGGAAAGCAAUCUCUAAAAUGUGCCUGUAUACAGGUUCCCGAGAUCGGCUGUCAUCAUCUUACAACAACCCCAAAAAGAACAGUUUGGAUCAAAUUGUGUGGGAAGUGAUGGACAGAGUGAAAGGAGAAAAGAUAGGUCUCCAGCCAGACCCUGAGCAGAGGCAAGCCCUUGGGGAAAAGUCUGUUCCCCCAAUACAAAAUACAAAUCCAUCUACUUCUUCCCUUCCGUGUGUUUUCUACACUAAAGAAGAAACACAGGGAGACAUGUGCCAUGCUCAUGCUCUAGCAAGACCAGGUUCACAGUACCACAUAGACUCUACACAGGUAAGGAGACAGCUGUGGGUUCUACAGGACAUUAAUGAGAAGCCACGUUCAGCUGAGAAUGAGAGUCCAUGGGAAAGAAAAAGCAAAGCAAGAAAGAACCUGUUUCAAAGGAUUCCUUUGGACAAGAAUAUUAAGUCAUUGAACUUGUCCACCAUCCAGCAGAAACAAAACCAGAGACAAGCCAGACAUGAGCUGACCAAUCUUUAACUCAGCAGCUUCAGGAUGCUUCAGAUUUGGAGCAGGUGAGAGUUCAGUUUCUCAUGAAACAUACAUACACUGGUGUUUUUAAAAUGUUUUUCAUAUAAAUGAAAUUUUAAAAACUACACAUUAUUUAAUAAAAUAUGUCUUUUGCCAAGGA